Molecule: messenger RNA, 1050 nt
Organism: Sinocyclocheilus rhinocerous
Lineage: Eukaryota; Metazoa; Chordata; Actinopteri; Cypriniformes; Cyprinidae
Product: engulfment and cell motility protein 1-like
Exons: 7
Coding region: 362-991 (209 amino acids)
Source: RefSeq, a predicted model, not a curated record
GAUUCAGAACAGUGUCUUACUUUCAGUGAGGAGUCAAUGUGAAAUACUACACUGGUAGUUUGUCUUCAUUCUCAUACCCACAAGAAGAGGGGAUCUUCUACUUUUGAGGGAACUAUUCUGGCUGUAGGAGCAUCUGCUGUUGCCUGCGUUACUUUGAUCUCGCCCCAUUGACACUGUGACCAGCUAACAGUGUUUAUGGUUCGAUCCUUUUCUAUAUACACAUGCAGUUUCAGCCCUGACACACUGGACAUGGCUUUGACAUGCAGAGAAAAAACAGAAAAGGUAUGCCACCCAAAGUGUCACAUUGCAGUUUAACACAGUGGACAGUGCCAGGCCUCACAGGCCCUUGCUGAAGUCAGAGAUGUUGAGCGAGGAUGACCCCAAAUCACGCCCAAUGCUAGAACUCCGUGAGAAGCUCCAGCCAGAGGUGAUCGAGCUGAUUAAACAGCAGAGGUUGAAUCACCUGUGUGAGGGCACAUGCUUUAGGAAGAUCAGUGCUCGUCGCAGACAAGACAAAUUCUGGUAUUGCCGUCUAUCACCAAACCACAAAGUGUUACACUAUGGCGAUAUAGAGGAGUUCUCACAAGGACAAAUAUCACACGACUCUCUCCAAGAGAAAGUGACAGUAGCAGAUAUCAAAGCAGUGGUCACUGGUAAAGACUGCCCACACAUGAGGGAGAAAGGAGCACUUAAGAAUAAGGAGCUGCUGGAGCUGGCUUUUUCCAUUCUUCAUAACUCUGAUGAAUAUCUGAACUUCAUUGCUCCGGACAAGCAUGAAUACUGCAUUUGGACUGAUGGCUUGAAUGCUCUUUUGGCAAAAGAGAUGACAAGUGAGCUCACAAAAUCAGAUAUGGACACUCUGGUUACUAUGGAGCUGAAACUUCGCCUUUUGGACCUCGAAAACAUUCAGAUUCCUGACAUCCCUCCUCCUGUUCCCAAAGAGCCCAGCACUUACGACUUUGUUUACGACUUUAGUCAGCAGCACACUUGAGACUGGAAUAAAGCCCUUACUCAUGCUGAUAAUCAGCUGUAAGUAAGGAGUGCUCACUU